CCUCCUCCUCCCAUGCUGGACGGCCGUACGGUGGCUCGCGAGGGAACUUCGGAGGCGAGGAGGCGGAGAGGCGCAUGCGCGAGCGGACGACCGGGGAAGGGGAGUAGCUUCGGCUGGCUGGAGUACUACCCUGCGUGCACGCGUACUUGGGGUGCAGGCAGACCAGCCUUCGGUCCAGGGCCAGAAUCCACGGCUGCUUCAGGCUGCCACAGACAUGAGUCCUCCAUACUGCAUCUCCUUGGCCGAUGUCAAAAAAGCUCAUUCGGACAUCGAGGACCUCAUCCACGUCACCCCCAUUCUCACAAGUUCCAUUUUGAAUCAGUUGGCCGGCCGGAAGCUUUUCUUCAAAUGUGAGCUCUUCCAGAAGACUGGGUCUUUUAAGAUCCGGGGAGCCCUCAAUGCCGUCCGGAGCUUGACCUCUAACACUUCAGGAGAUGGGAAGAAACCCAAAGCUGUGGUCACUCACAGCAGUGGCAACCAUGGCCAGGCCCUCAGUUAUGCAGCCAGACUGGAAGGAAUUCCUGCCUAUAUUGCGGUCCCAAGAACAGCCCCUUCCUGUAAGAAAUCGGCAAUCCGGGGCUAUGGAGCCACCAUAGUAGAUUGUGAGCCCAGUGAUGAGUCAAGAACAGCUGUGGCAGCAGCAGUUGUGAAGCAAACUGAAGGGACAAUGGUGCACCCCAACCAGUCCCCAGCUGUGAUGGCAGGCCAUGGCACCAUUGCUCUGGAAAUACUCAAGCAGGUUCCCAUGAUGGAUGCCCUGGUGGUACCUAUAGGGGGUGGAGGGUUGAUCUCAGGAAUAGCCAUUACGGUCAAGGCUCUGAGAUCAGAGGUAAAAGUGUACGCUGCCGAGCCAUGUAAGGCAGACGACUGCUUCCAGUCCAAGCUUAAAGGGGAACUGACCCCUAACCCUUCUCCGCCAGUCACCAUAGCAGAUGGGCUUAAAUCAAGCAUUGGUCCCAACACUUGGCCUAUUAUAAGGGACCUGGUGGACAAAGUCUUCACCGUCACAGAGGAUGAAAUUAAGCACGCCACCCAGCUGGUGUGGGAGAGGAUGAAGCUUCUCAUCGAGCCUUCAGCUGCAGUGGGAGUUGCUGCAGUGCUGAGUGAGCCAUUCCAGAAAGAGGUGCCAGCCACCCAAGACGUCUGUGUGGUUCUCAGUGGGGGGAACGUGGACUUGACCUCCCUGAGAUGGCUGAAGCAACCAGAGUGUGAGGAGGCUCAGCACCCUCUGAAAUAACAGACGCCCAUGCUUUCACCCUGCCCAUCCCUUUCCUACAGGAGCCCCAAGGAGGAGGGAGCUCAACUCAGGCACUAGGACCACACUUAGCAAAGGGGAAGAGAAUCUGCCCCCAAAGAGCUCAUGAAGGCCCUUAUUCCAUGUCCACUUCUAGCUCUGGGGAGGUUUCAUCUUUUGACCAGGGCAGGGGCUCUGGCACAUAGGGAUCAUAAGUCCAUUUGGGGAAGACACGUUUGUACAGAUUCAUCAACACGGUGUCCUGAGAUUUCAGCUGUCCGUCAAAUGUGCACUUCAUGUGGCCAUGAGUACCUGGGAAGAAAAGAGCAAGCUCAGGCAGGUAGCCUUGUCCUUAUCUGUGUGGCCCUAGACAAGGCACUUAACCUCUGCCUCAGUCUCCUCUUUUGUAAAAAGGGGGGUGGAGGGUGGGGAGAAGGGAGGGCAGAUGGCCUCCAAGGGCCCUCUAGCCCUGGCUCUACAAUCCCACAUUACUUCCACAAGCAGGAGAGCCCAGGUAGUUCUAGAGAAGAUACCCCUGCAGCACAUGGCUGUGGGACAGCACCUCACCUAGUGCCUCCAGAGACCACAACACCAAGUCUGACCCUAAGCCGACAGCAGGAACUGCUCUGUCACGUGCUCAGCAGCAGGAAAUGUUGUCACCCCAGGGACCAGUCCCUCUUACCAAGUGGCUCCUUGAUGUGUCCUCUGCGACCCCAUUUAGUUCUCAAUUCCACUGGUUUAAACCAUAGAACGUCCUCUAAGAUUAAAAAAUAAUUAAUGAAGCAUUUUAGUCAGCAUCAUCUCUUACGAGUCAGGCACACAAUUACAGAAUACAAGGUCUUUUGAAGUAGGGGGUCUCUGGCACCUGGGGGAAGCAAAAAAUAUGGCAUUUAUAUACCCAGCUUUGAAGAAAACCAGGGAUUUUAAGUAGGAAUGAGGAAGAAGUACACACAGAAGCAUGGAGAUGGGAAUGAAUGAGAUAGGAAAGCACAAAUGCCAACGAGGAGACCAGAAAAAAUACAAGAAACCCAAAUGAAAUAAACCCACAACGAGAAGCAAGGAUCAACACCUGAUUCGAGCCACCUGCAGGUUAGAACCCUGACGGAAUGGCAAGGCAGGGGCCUUUGGAGGUAAAGCCAAAAGGAACUCUUGUCAGGACCUAUGAAAGAAAGGCCUCCCCACCACGGUGUUCACCUACCCAGAAUUUAGUAUUAAAAGAGACCAUAAAUAUC
This is a messenger RNA of Trichosurus vulpecula (common brushtail), 2466 nucleotides long. It is a transcript of the gene SRR, whose product is annotated as serine racemase. Gene Ontology annotation, molecular function: threonine racemase activity; pyridoxal phosphate binding; magnesium ion binding. The transcript is spliced from 8 exons. The coding region runs from base 215 to 1237 and encodes 340 amino acids. Lineage: Eukaryota; Metazoa; Chordata; Mammalia; Diprotodontia; Phalangeridae. The record is from RefSeq and is a predicted model, not a curated record. Gene Ontology annotation, biological process: D-serine biosynthetic process; pyruvate biosynthetic process; L-serine metabolic process.